This is a messenger RNA of Mustela lutreola (European mink), 1368 nucleotides long. RefSeq names its product synaptonemal complex protein 3 (gene SYCP3). Bases 408 to 1118 code for a protein of 236 amino acids. Gene Ontology annotation, biological process: meiotic cell cycle; spermatid development. NCBI's taxonomy places the organism in Eukaryota, Metazoa, Chordata, Mammalia, Carnivora, Mustelidae. Gene Ontology annotation, cellular component: synaptonemal complex. The record is from RefSeq and is a predicted model, not a curated record. The transcript has 9 exons.
GGAAGCGAUUUCCUGACAAAAUGCCAAGGGUAAUUCUGGUAAAAUUCUGCUUCACAAAUUAGGUCGUGUGUUCCUCGUGUUUCGUAACUUUAUAUUAUGCACUUUUCAAGUACUACACAAGUUUAAAACAAACAAACAAACAAAAAAAACCAAAGCAGGAACAUACCUCAAGAGCCCUAAUACCCGCAGGCCACAGCCCGCAAGGCACUCUGGGUCAGCAGUCUCGUGGUCAAUCGCUCGUGGGGGCGGAGACUGUGGGUCUUCUAUACGCACGCGCAAAGCCCACCAGCCAAUCAGAGACGCCUUCGUGCCAGGCGGCUCUGGCUUUUUUCCCGCGGGAAUUCUGAGUUGCCUCAGAGGAGCGUCGCGCUGGCCAAGCGGACAGGAACCUCAGAAAACAUCUAAAUAUGGUGCCCUCUGGAAGAAAACAUACAGGGAAAUCUGGGAAGACAUCAAUGGAGGAUCAGGUUGUAAGAGCCUAUGACUUUGAGAAGGAAGAUAAAAAAGAUCUGAGUGGUUCAGAGGAGGAUGUUACCGAAGGGAAGACUCCAGUAAUUGAGAAGCAUGGGAAGAAAAGGACUUCUGCAGGAGUGUUUGAAGAUAUGGGGGGUGAAGUACAAAAUAUGCUGGAAAGAUUUGGAGCUGACAUUAACAAGGCUCUUCUUGCCAAGAGAAAAAGACUAGAAUUAUAUACCAAAGCGUCUCUCAAAACUAGUAACCAGAAAAUUGAACAUGUUUGGAAAACCCAGCAAGAGCAAAGGCAGAAGCUUAACCAAGAAUAUUCUCAGCAAUUUCUGACUUUGUUUCAGCAGUGGGAUAUAGAUGUGCAGAAAGCUGAGGAACAAGAAGAAAAACUAGCUAACAUGUUCCGACAGCAACAAAAGGUUUUUCAACAAUCUAGAAUUGUUCAGAGCCAGAGACUGAAAACAAUUAGACAGUUAUAUGAGCAGUUCAUAAAGAGUAUGGAGGACUUGGAGAAGAAUCACGAUAGUCUACUUACUGGUGCACAAAAUGAACUUAGAAAAGAAAUGGCUAUGUUGCAAAAAAAAAUUAUGAUGGAAACUCAGCAGCAAGAGAUGGCAAGUGUUCGAAAGUCUCUUCAGUCCAUGUUAUUCUGAUGACUCUUUGAAGGAAGAACUUGAACCUAAGUAAUAUGAUACAAUUACAACAUUAGCUAAGAGGCAUGUAAUUCUUUUAGAGUGGUUUAAAAAUUCUAGUUUAAAACAAUACGAAGUGUUAAUUGUUAGCUUAAGUGCAAGACCCUUCCUUCUGUUAACCUUCAGAUAAAGCUGAACAGUUAUGUGAGUCCAGAUCUUUAAUAGUAAUAGUGAAUUUUUCUCUUUAACACUUGUUAAUUAACUUUUAGCA